AUGUUGCAGUGUUUCGGGGCCCCCCGCCUCCUCCGCCUACUGCUGCUGCAGCAGCAAGACUUGCUGCUGCUGAGGCUGCUGCUGCUGCAGAAAGAUGCAUUUGUUCUCUGGUUCGACGUCACCUUUCCUGGCUAUCCUCCUGCUGCUGCUGCUGCUGCUGGUGAUGGUGGUGAUGGUGAUGGUUCUGCUGCUGCAGCAGAGAGCAGCAGCAGUUUCGUUAGGAUUGAGGAAGCAGCAGCAGCAGCACGAGCCGAAGCAGCAGCAGCAGCAGCAGCAGCAGGGGUCCCCCCACCCCCCCAUAUAACCCUCAACAGCAGAGAAGCAGUCGUUGACGCUACCAUGCCUGACGAAGAGCAGCAGCAGCAGCAGCAGCAGCAGCAGCAGCAGCAAGAAGAGCAGCAGCAGCAGCAGCAAGAGAAGCAGCAGCAAGAAGAGCAGCAGCAAGAGAAGCAGCAGCAGCAAGCAGAGCAGCAGCAGCAGCAGUAG
This is a messenger RNA of Eimeria mitis, 486 nucleotides long. RefSeq lists its product as uncharacterized. The transcript is spliced from 3 exons. Lineage: Eukaryota; Apicomplexa; Conoidasida; Eucoccidiorida; Eimeriidae. Bases 1 to 486 code for a protein of 161 amino acids. The record is from RefSeq and is a predicted model, not a curated record.